This is a messenger RNA of Styela clava, 4432 nucleotides long. The record is from RefSeq and is a predicted model, not a curated record. Lineage: Eukaryota; Metazoa; Chordata; Ascidiacea; Stolidobranchia; Styelidae.
UUUAAACCGCGAGGAAUACACGGUCGUUAUAAGCAGAACACAUGGCUGAAGGCGGGCAGCAAAACCAACAGCAACAACAUAAUGUAUAUCACAUUAAUAUUGCUCUGAACGCUCAACAGAGUCAAAGGGACAUAGAACAAGCAACUGAGAAUGUCGGACAACAAGAGAAUGUCGGACAACAAAACAAUGUCGGACAACAAAACAAUGUCGGACAACAAAACAAUGUCGGACAACAACAGAAUUUCGGACAACAACAGGAUGCUCAAAAUGUCGGACAACAACAGGAUGCUCAGAAUGUCGGACAACAACAGAAUGUCGGACAACAACAGAAUGUCGGACAACAACAGGAAGCUCAAAAUGUCGGACAACAACAGGCAGCUGUCAACGUUCCACCAGAAAAUAUCGCUGAAGGUGUCGAUGGUUUGAAUUUGUCACUAAGAAAUACCGAGGCUUUUCAAACUCAGGCAAUCAAAAAGAGAAAUUUCCCAGGAGAUGCAAUAAACGAAAUGGCUCGAAAAAAACAAAGAUCGAUACCAUCUCUCAACAUCGCAAAAGGUGGAAAUAACCUUCUGAAGAUUUCAAUGCUUCGAUGCAGAGCAACAGCAUUGAUUGGACAAACUAAGUUUGAUAAAGCAGCAACUCUACUUGAGGAACUUGCUAAACUGCAGAAAUGUACGGAACUAGACACGGCACUUAUGAUGGUCGAAUGUUAUCUGCAACUUGGGAGAGAAAAGAAAGGUGAAAAAGCCAUUGAUGACGUCAGACUGGCAAUCAUGGCAUCAGUUGUCGCUGAUGACGUCAAAACCCUCGCGAUCGAUUUGAUUUCGAAUUCUGCUUACAUUCGCGCUAUAAUAUUGUUUCGAAUAGCAAGUGAUAUCUACAAGGCUCGCACAAGAUCACCCGAUGAUGUAAUAAAUGGGAUUCAACUUUGUAUCAGUAAGAUAGAUGAUGCUACAAGGCCAUUGAUAGAAGCCGAUGAUCGAUCUAAAAUUAUAGGAGUAGAUUACGGCAUAGAAUAUAUGACAGAAAUGCUGGAUGAUAUUCGCGCAAUAGAAAACGCUGAUCCAGUGAAUAAAGCAAUACGAGAGGCUGAGUGCUCGAAUUACAUUGGAUAUAACUAUUCACUGGCAGGUGAAAAUGAGAAAAGUAUAAAAAUACGGAAGAGUGGACAGGAAAUUUUGGAGAAACAGUUCGGGUCAAACACUUCAAAAUAUCAAAUCUACGGUUUAUUGCUGCAUAGUAUCGGUGCAGUGUAUUAUAAUCUGCAGAAAUAUGCAGAAGCCGAACCUUAUUAUAUCAAAGCCAUUGAUGCUCGUAAAAAGGCUUCAGAUUAUGAGAAUGAAGCUGAGAGAAAGAUAUGGAUUAAAUCGUCGAAAACUUGGCUCAAGAAAGCUCGCGCACAAUUAACCUGAUAUCCGCAUAGCAUAUUCGCGGCAAAUCGUAAUUUACUAAAAUUAUCUCAAACACUGAAUUAAAUAUUCAAUAUUUUAUUUCAUAUUUGUUAAGUAAUUUGAUACUGUAACAAAUAGCCAGUAGACCAUUUACAUCAAAAUUAUCAAAAAAAAUAAAUAUUGUUAAAAUAUUUAAAUUUCGCAUUUUUCAAUUAUGUGUAAUUUAAUACUGUUAAAAAAAAUCAGCAGUUUUACUUGAAUAGACCGGUCAUAUUCAUUCUCCAUAAUUUUCACUUUAUCAUUUCAAUCACAUGUUUUAUGAACAGCCGACCAAGCAUGUUUCAUAGAUAAAGCAAUAUUUAAAAAUAUUAUCAUCCAUGGACUAUACUUGAUCGGGAUCGAGUUCAUUUUAUUCAGGAAUUCAACACAAUUACUUUUAAAUUUUGGUUGAUUCAUUGAAUAUUUUUAACAUUGUACUCACUUUGUUGCAAUGUCACACUCACUCAUCUCUGGUCGAAGUUACAGGCCACUACUAAAGUGCCAAAAGCUACUGAAACUAGUUACAAAUAUGGUGGUGCAUUAUGCGCACUCAGUCAUUGUUAAAUAGAUUCAUUUCUAGGCAAAGUUAUGGGUGACCAUACCGAUGCCAAGAGCUACUGAAAUUCAUUUUCCAAUAAAUUGUAUCUCAUACUGUUAGCAUAUGAUAAUUGGAUUAAAUUACUUUUCUGUUUUGUAUUUAACAAGCAUGAACUGUAUAUUGAGGGUCAUAUAUAAUACGUGAUGCUUUUGUAUGGGUGUGUGUACUAUAGCAUGUCAUGAUCUAUACAUAAUGCGUGAUUUCAAAAUGCCAUUUAUAUAUGGGCAAUGCUUGUUUAAGGGUAAUUUUUCAUAAGCUGUUGGAAAUAUAGUAACAUUAUCUUGCAUUGUCGCGAGUUAUGAUCUGGAAUAACUUGUGGACUGGCAUUAACCCGAGAGUGGUGAGGCAUUGGCCAAAGUUUAUUUACGCUUAUGAAACAAUAUUUCCACGAUGUUGAGUGAACUUCAUUUUAUGAAUAUUGUGUUGUAUAAAUUUUUAAUUGAACUAAUUGGGAUUGUUUUCUUUUAUUGUAUUUUAUCUUUAUUCCAUUAUGUCAUGAUCAAUUUUCAUCCUCUGAAUUGAAGUUUAACGUACGUUUCAAUUGUUUUAACGGACCUCCUGAAGUAUGCGCACCAAGAUGGCGCACAGCCUGAAAAUAGUAUGUGUGUGUACCGGUUAGGAUUCAGAUUGUGCGACAUCUUGGUGUGCAUACUUCAGGAGCACAGUUUUAACAUUUCUUUGAUCGAAUAAAGGAGAAGAAUCACUACAUGUUUAUAUUCAAAUAUAUGCAUAACCCCAAGUCAACCCCAAGUUGGUAAAAUUCCAAAUUGAAUGAAAUUAUCAAAAAAUAUUAGAAAACUAACUUGUUUUUGUUCAUAAUUAUUAUGUUUUUUGUUGAUUCAUUCUAAAUCAAUUGCUCAUUUCAUAUUUUUGUUCUUUUUAGCAUAAUACCCAUUACCCAUUAUAUAUUGUUAUUUCAUGGAAAAGUCUUCAGAAGCUUGUAGAAUGCAGAGAAAGUAGUAAAAAGUUAUUUCAAUUCAACCGAAUGUAAAUACCAGUUAUUUUGUUGUUUUUUCCACAGUAUGAUUCAAACUAUUGAGUGAUCUGUAUAUCCAACGGUUCGCAAAUUUUAUUUAAAAAUAUUUGAAUGAAACCAGAUUUUUAUGUGGCGUUUUCAUACUUCCACUCCAAACAAACAAGCUGACACUGUUAAGUGAGGAGCUGAACUUAUUUGAAAAAAAAGGAUUUUCCCAAUUUGACAUUUCCAACCCAAUUUAUUAUUGGACUCAGUGAACGCUGAUUUCACUCAUCUGGGUUCAAUGUUCUUAUGGGAUUCUGCAAAUCAGGUGAUGUUUGCAGGAUGUUUUAUUGUUAAAUAUCAACUCUGUAUUAUGUAUAAUAUGCGUGAACAUUAUUUAGCAAAACUUAUACGAUUUUUCGUCCCGUUACUAAUGUCCCUCAGUUUGUAUGUAUUCUUACCCACAUUCAAAUACGGAAUUCUAUAUUAUCCAGGCUCAGUGAACUAACAUUCACUUAUCUGGGCUCAGUGUUCAAAUUCAUGUGAUGUUGUUGGCUGUUCAUUUUAUCGAGAAGUAUCAACUCUGAAUUAUUAAGAAUAUGGAGCGAUUAGAACGGACAUGGGCCAAAUCCGGCCCGUUGGAUAAUUCAAUAUGGCCCGCCUGAUGAUGCCACAACCAAACUCAAACCAAAUUUUGAUGUUUUAGCUAAAAUUAACUCUAGGAAUUUGUUAAGGUUGCGGUUAAAUUUAGUUUUGGCACGAGGCUUAUUGUUUCCCACUGUUGCUUUUGUAACAAUGUAAAUAUUGUUCAUAAAAUGUAAGCUUUUACGUCACAUCUACAUUGCCCGCCAGUCUAUAGGUAGGAAAAUUUUUUGGCCCCUGGUUCAAUAACCUUGCCCGCCCCUGGAUUAGAAAGGUGGUCCAAUUUAUAGUUUUGUAGCAUUACUAACGUCCUUUUUGUUUGUAUGUUAAUAUUAAGAUUCUUUGUAGCAUUUACGUAGCUUAUAUAAGCGUUUAUUGAUUGAUAUUCGAACUUAGUAGAUUUUCAGCAGAACAAUCUCACACAUUGCAAUUUUGACAACAAUUUAACGAUUAUUUAACAAGAAAAAUCGACAUUGCUACCAAAAAAGGACCCGAAAAAUAAACAAUGCUACUCAAAACUGUCUUAAUAUAUGGAAAUUGCCGAUUUAUCAAACUAUAAUUAAUUCAAGAAUUUUUUGUUAGAGAUGGCUAUAACCACUUUAUACAAGAAUUGCCGUUUGGUUAAUAGAUUUCUCAUUAGAAUUGCUAGUUUUCAAUAUUUUAGUUUUGAUUUUAGAAGUAAAUUUUCAGUUAAAACUGUUAAAUUGUUUCCCAUUAGUUUGAAUCAAAAUAAUUUAUAUAUUGAAGUAAAUUGAUUGCUCAUUCUUAGUCACAUUUACAUGUAAAUGCCAGUGAUUUGAUUGU